This is a messenger RNA of Penicillium argentinense, 864 nucleotides long. RefSeq lists its product as uncharacterized. The transcript has a single exon. The coding region runs from base 1 to 864 and encodes 287 amino acids. The record is from RefSeq and is a predicted model, not a curated record. Lineage: Eukaryota; Fungi; Ascomycota; Eurotiomycetes; Eurotiales; Aspergillaceae.
AUGGAGAAUGAAAGCUUUGACCGACCAGUCCGAUUCUUUGUAACUGGAAAAUAUCUUGCUAUUCGUUAUCAAAACAAUGCAUUCGAACUGUACGAGGAUUACCAUGCCCGCGGCUCGCUGUUUUAUAUAUCCGACGACAAUGAGAAGAUAAUUUACAACCGUGAAUACGUCGCCACCCUCACCAGCCAUCUUUCAUACAAUGGAGACGUAUUUUUCAUUCACAAUGGAUCAGGAUAUCUCGGUCUGGACGGCACAUGGAAGAAAAGCGUUGUCGAGGCUGUCAACAUUCAAAUCGAUCCCUACGGAAGUAUUGAUGAAGAUACCGAGCCCUUUGUUCCUCUGUCAAUCCCGAACCCAAUCAUCGAUGCCAGCCAUCCGAUCUCCGCCGAUGGUAUCGACCUCUACCAUCCGGAUAAAUGGUUUUGUCUAUAUCCAAUCACUGGUGAUUGUCUCUGGCUGGGUGAUGCGGCUGAGUUUGAGGGGAAAUUGAUUUUCGGGGGCGAGCCGUACAGUCUUGGGAUAGGGAUGCGACUCUCCGAACUUAAAGGGAAAAUUUGCAUACGCACAAAUACUGGCAAAUUUCUCUCUGUCAUCAUGGAAGACAGUCUCACCGAGUAUCUGGAUGGAGGAUGCAAGCAGCACACUAGGUCCAGUCGGUGCCCCCGCUGUAUGAAGUGGUAUACAGUUGGAUACAGCUCCGAGCCGGAUGGAAGUCUUUCUUUGAUACCCCAUGGUCUUCCUUCAAUGUUCGUUCUGUAUGAUGGGGUUUGCUAUUAUCGCGUUGAUGUCAUCAAAGCAAGCUAUGCGGAUGUGAAUCGUGUCGAAAGUAUUGAGGAGGCUACGCUUUUUCAAUUUGUCGCUUGA